This is a messenger RNA of Rotaria socialis, 999 nucleotides long. The record is from the annotation of a GenBank genome assembly. NCBI's taxonomy places the organism in Eukaryota, Metazoa, Rotifera, Eurotatoria, Philodinida, Philodinidae.
AUGAGUCGUCUCUGGAAGGUCGGCUCAAUAUUUUCUCGUCUAUCGGGUAUGGUUGAAGGUGGACAUUUAAAAGGAUCCGAAAUACCUAUUUGGUACUCAAUAUACAAACGUUUUCCACCAGUACGCGAACCACGUUUUCUAUCAUUAACUGAAGGCGAUAUACCUAAACUACACGAACCACCAAAAUUAUUAUUCGAUGAAGAUAUAAUAAGAAAAGAUUAUUAUGAAGAUGUUGAAGAUGGAGAAAUAAUUAAAUUAAAAAAUAAUGAUAGAAAAUCUCGAUCACAAGUAUUUAUUGAUGAAUAUUUUAAAUUAAAAUCGAAACAAAAAGAUUUUAUACCACAUCGGCAAUUAUUUCGAUUAACACUGGAAUAUUUGCAACAACAUGGUCAUCCAAUUAUGUUUAAAACAGGUGCUGAGCAAAAAUAUCCAGAAAUCGAACUACAAUCUGAUGAAACAAACCAAUCAAUUGAUAAAAACAACCAGCAAUUACAAUCCAAUGUCAAACAUAAAUCAGAUUCGAUACCUAAUCUAGGUGAAUUUGUAGCAGAAUGGGAACGUGAUAAUACAGAAGGUUAUUUUCCUUUGGGUAAAAAUACCUAUCAAUAUCGUCGUCUUCAACCUCAUCGUACUCAAACAUCAUUUGGUGAAGAAACUCUUAGUGAUUCUGAUGUUACUUAUCGUCGUACAGAUGGCUAUGUACAUUCAACUGUACGUGGUGAUGAAGUUAAACAAAAAGAGAAUCCAUAUAUGCCAGGUGAAAAUAUUCAACCAUUGUCACCACCAUCAUUUCUUCAACAAAAUAUGCUUCGACAUGGCAAAGUACAUAAUGUAUUUACACAUGCACAAUAUGAACAGGAUCCAUUUCUACGUUUACAAGAUCGAGUGAAAGAUCUAGAAUAUUGGAAAAAACCACCGAUACAUACUAAAGUCUUUCGAAGAAAAUUUAAAGCAAAGAAAUUCCUUGUUGAUAUACCGGGAAUUUAUGAAAAAAAGUAG